UCUUCAUUGAUUUGGCUACAUCUUGGCCUAGAUAAACCCCUCUAUUCUCCCCCAGCUUACGCGGUAGUUAAGCUAAACCCCACCAAAAUUACUGCAUCAUACCCCCCACAGUAGCUUCAAUCCCCCAGAAUCCCCCAACUGCUAUAGCCGCCCGACCUCGCAACCACUGGUUCUCAGAUACAUACGAUGCAUUUAUUAUGAGAUCCUUCGCCAAUAAGACCUUGGGUCUGCUUGCUAAAUCAUUUCCAUCUGCCUCCUUUGGCUCCCAUCUACGUCUGAGCUGCCGACUCGCACGAACUAGCCCGAUCCUCGCACCCGCGACCUUCGCCCGCACGAUGGCAACAUCAACCAUGCCAUCACCAGUUCUCCAAAAGCCUUUGAAGUUAUCAUGCAUUCAACUCGCCAGUGGCGCCGACAAGGCUGCUAAUCUCUUGCAUGCCCGUGAAAAGGUCUUCGAGGCCGCCAAAGCUGGCGCGAACCUAGUUGUGCUGCCCGAAUGCUUCAACUCGCCCUACGGAUGCGACUACUUCCCCUCGUACGCCGAGACCCUCCUCCCGUCCCCGCCCUCGCCCGACCAGUCACCUUCCUUUAAUUCCCUAUCUGCCACGGCCGCCGAGGCGAAGGUCUUCUUAGUAGGCGGUUCCAUACCCGAGGUGGAGGUUGGCAAAGACGGGAAGAAAAAGUACUACAACACAUCGCUCACGUUCGGGCCCGAUGGGAAAUUACUGGCUACGCACCGCAAGGUGCAUCUGUUUGAUAUCGACAUCCCGGGCAAAAUCACAUUCCGGGAGAGCGACGUGCUGACGGCGGGGGACAAGCUGACACUGGUGGAUCUCCCUGGAUAUGGGCGCAUUGCCGUGGCCAUCUGCUACGACGUGCGGUUCCCCGAGCUAGCCAUGAUCGCGGCGCGGCGUGGCGCUUUCGCCCUCAUAUACCCAGGCGCAUUCAACACUACCACAGGGCCGCUACACUGGCGCCUUCAGGGUCAGGCGCGUGCCAUGGAUAACCAGUGCUACGUUGCGCUGUGUAGUCCGGCUCGCGACACGAAAGCUACAUACCAUGCCUGGGGCCACAGUCUGAUCGUCGACCCCAUGGCGCAAGUCGUCGUCGAGGCCCAAGAAAGUGAGACUAUCGUCAGCUGGGAGCUAGACGGGGCCAAGAUUGAUGAGACGAGGAAGGGUAUCCCUAUAUAUACGCAGAGGCGGUUCGAUGUCUAUCCGGAUGUUAAUGAGGGCAAGAUUCGGUUCGAUUAGCCAGUUUGUUGAAAUUAAUAAAGCACGUUUCAGAGGUUUAGCAAUUGGGUCGUUAGGUGUCUACUCAACAUUAUUCCAGCCAAAGCAUGGCUCCUAUAUGCUCAUUCCAAUAUCUCUGAAUCUAGAGGUGCGCUAUGUUUAUGAUAAGAUAUCUGCAUAUUUGGGUACUUAUAGGUAGGUUACCAGUUAUCUUAGUAUUUACCUAUUAGUUACUGAACUUUGACAGUAUAACUAUUAGAUUCUUCAAAUUUGUCAGAUCAUGAUGAUUGUAAACUGGCUUGUGCUCUCCCAUUCUACUUAGCAUAUAUAUAUGCUCAGUCACGAAUGCCUCCCCUGGCAAUCAUGAAAACUAGACUCAGCUGCCGGGCUUACUUCUAUACACCACCUCCAAACAGACCAUACACCAUUCGAGAGAAUCCGCCUCCUACAUGAAAAUGGCUCUCUUGGAUUGGUGAGAUGUACAUAGCUUUUAGGACCCGUAAAUCCCCGCGCAGGCAUCGCCUCAUCGGCACCUUUCUCCCAAUACGUCUAGUCAUCCGAUUGGCCUCUCAACAGUUUUUACACAUUCUAGUUGUAUCGAUAAUUAAAUUUCCGUAAAUGCUACAUUCUUGCGGGGCGCAGCAGUGCCAGCAUGCUACUACCU
Molecule: messenger RNA, 1896 nt
Organism: Xylaria bambusicola
Lineage: Eukaryota; Fungi; Ascomycota; Sordariomycetes; Xylariales; Xylariaceae
Product: carbon-nitrogen hydrolase
Exons: 1
Coding region: 198-1253 (351 amino acids)
Biological process (GO): L-glutamine metabolic process; oxaloacetate metabolic process
Cellular component (GO): mitochondrion
Molecular function (GO): omega-amidase activity
Source: RefSeq, a predicted model, not a curated record